Molecule: messenger RNA, 1497 nt
Organism: Penicillium antarcticum
Lineage: Eukaryota; Fungi; Ascomycota; Eurotiomycetes; Eurotiales; Aspergillaceae
Product: fungal specific transcription factor domain-containing protein
Exons: 3
Coding region: 1-1497 (498 amino acids)
Biological process (GO): DNA-templated transcription
Molecular function (GO): DNA binding; zinc ion binding
Source: RefSeq, a predicted model, not a curated record
AUGUCCGCGGAGGAUGCCUGCCAGCUACUAGAUAUAUUCUUCGCUGAUCAUCGCAACUCCGUCUCAAACAUAACUUGCCCCUACAUUCUCACUACUGUCUUACGAAAGAAAUCCGUCUUGCAUCCAAAUCAUCCCCGGAAAACAUCGCUUGCCUUGCUCACAACUAUCCUCUGGACCGUGGCACAAACAGCAGAGAGUGGUAUCUACUAUUUGCCGGGUUCACGGAAACGCAUUGUUGACCAUCUUUACUCCCUUACUCUGACGCAUUUCCAUCUAAGAGAUAUCGACAACUGGCAUCGAGUACCUGGCGGAUGGCAGCUAGACGAGGAUGAUAUGUUCAACGUUGACCAGCAGCAAUGCAACAAAGCCAGGACCACAUACUCAAAGGGUCCUAAUCCAACAGUGGAUGAUGUACUCACUCUCACUCUACGAACUCUGGUGAUAUCAGGUGGUGAAUUCAAAGCUGAUUGUAUCAAAUGGUGGAACAAAACCGUUUCGCUCGUAAGGCUUCUCGGUUAUAACACCGAGGCGGGACUAAAUACAACGCAUGAUCCAUCUGCCGACACAUUCGAAACACAGGAAGAACGCCGUAGGGCGUUCUGGCUGGUCUACAUCUUAGAUCGGCAUCUGGCUUUGUCAUAUAAUCGGCCGCUUUGCAUUCUUGAUGCCGAAUGUCGCGUCUUGACUCCUCUCCCCGAAGAGCUAUGGCAAAGCCUGGAUACAACCAGCAUUCCCCACCGCAGCUUUGGGCCUCCAACAACUAUUUCAGGCUCCGGGAUCUUCGAGUACUUCCUUCCCCUUACGGCAUUGCUUGGCGACAUCAUCGAGCUUCGAUUAAUACACCAUCACCCUCGUCUCACCAUGUGCAGCGAGUUGGCGACUUUUGAAGUCAAACAUUCACUUGAAGAAUGUGAAGAAAGUCUCAAAAGCUUCGCGGAUAGUCAAGUGUCCACAGUUCAUACUUUCCAGGCAACUACAUCGCAAGUACGAGCGAGUCUAGUGGUUGCCUACUCCUCUUAUAUCCUCAAAGUGCUUUAUGUUCUUCUUUAUGGAAAGUGGGAUGCUGUGACUAUGCUGGAAGACACAGGCGAAUGGAUUAGCACAAAUAACUUCUCUGAAUGUGCUUCGAACUCCAUUGCCGCCUCGCAAUCGCUAACAGAAAUUUUAAGGGUUGAUCCAGAACUAUCCUUCAUGCCCUACCUCUUCGGCAUAUACUUGUUCCAUGGCAGUUUCAUAUUGCUACUAUUUGCUGAACGAAUGCCUCAGAUUGGGCCGAAUGAAUCCGUGGAGCAGGCUUGUGAAGUGAUUAUCCGAGCCCAUGAGGUCUCCAUAGUCACGUUGAGCACUGAAUUUCAGAAAACGUUUCGUAAAGCCUUCCGAUCGGUUUUAUACGGUGUUCGAAACUUUGAAGUAACUGAGCCGGACUUUCCGGUGAUCAGAAAGGAGGUGUUGGCAAUGUAUCGGUGGACUAUGGGACACAAGGGUCUUUGCCUUUAA